Messenger RNA from Etheostoma cragini (Arkansas darter), 4472 nucleotides. It is a transcript of the gene ankrd40, whose product is annotated as ankyrin repeat domain 40. The record is from RefSeq and is a predicted model, not a curated record. Gene Ontology annotation, molecular function: protein binding. NCBI's taxonomy places the organism in Eukaryota, Metazoa, Chordata, Actinopteri, Perciformes, Percidae. The coding region runs from base 484 to 1737 and encodes 417 amino acids. The transcript has 5 exons.
GGCAACAAAACGCUUAAUAUAAUUGAGAGUAUUCAUAUGGGAACUAACAUUUGUGCUCACUGUUGUUACAUCUAAAGAUGCCCCCCGAUGAGGCGGUGAUGUUUUUGGCAGCCCAGUGACGGAACUCCGACACUACUGAUUGAUUGAAUGCGUGCACUGAGUGUCGGUAGUGGUACUAUAACGCGAUUAAUAGAGGGAUAAAUGGCGAGGACGGGACCUGUAUUUUGAACCCCAUUGACUCGACACGAAGUUGCAUUAGCCGAAGCGAUCUGCUGCCACAAGCUAGCACCAAAGACUACUAGCAUCUCGUUAAGCUCGCCACUAGGUAAGAUUAGCCGGGUAGCUAAUGUUAGCUGACAAGUCUAUUUUUAGUGGACCUUUGUGCCAUUGGUAGGAACAUCGAUAGGCGAUUUGUUUUGACAACUUAAUCCAAGAGGAUUUUGUGUAUCCUAUGAUCUCGCAGCGCUAGUUGUCUGUACCAAAAUGUCCACCACUUCGUUGGAUAAAGAAUUACAGGAGCGACUGAGAGAGGCGUCUGCCAUCGGGGACAUCGACGAAGUGCGGACAUUAGUGGAGAGUGGAGUAAACGUCAAUUCACAGAAUGAAAUAAAUGGCUGGACAUGCCUGCACUGGGCCUGCAAGAGGAACCAUAAGCACAUAGUGUCCUACUUACUCACUUAUGGAGCAGACAAAGAAAUCCUCACGGCUAAGGAUGAGUUGGCCUCACAACUUACAUCCAAACCAGAGAUCAAACGGCUUUUAGGAGUUGAAGUGGAGGAAGUGCCUGAAGUCAAGGAGCCUGAGUUACCAAUCAUCCCCAACUACCUGUCUAACCCGGCCUUCAUGUAUUCCAAGAUGGAUAACAGAUCAGAGAUCAUCCUGGCACAGCACCUUACACAGAAUGGUUCUGGAGAGCACAGUGAGGAUAUGCACAGCGAUUCACCUUCGCUUUCACCGACUCAUGAGCCUCAGAAAUCACAGAACCUGCUCUCUGACGGCCCCCCUCCUCCCCCAAACCCUACCUCUGACAGCCAAGCCCAGGCUGGAGAAUUCAUUCCUGUAACUGAGCAAAAUGGUGCGUCACCCAGCCCGACCCCAUCCCACAAUCAUGUCGUCGUUAACUGCACAGUGCCCAUGGACCUGUCAGUUGAGCCUCACCUUGUCAACCAUGGCGACUACUCGCAUGCAGUGGCACAUAAUGGCACCAUGUGCUCGCCUCCCUUGGCCUCACCCAGCCCCAGCCUGGCCAGCAGCAGUGGGAGCCAGGUCCAGGCCCCGGUGGCCAGCGCUAACCCAACCAUGAGCAGGCAGCAGUCUAUUCCACAGCAGCUGAGCUAUGGCCAAGCUGGUGGGCCCAUGCCAGCCUUCCAGCCUUUCUUCUUCACCAGCACCUUCCCAGUCAACGUGCAAGAGUUGGUGCUGAAGGUGCGUAUCCAGAACCCCAACGCUCGGGAGAAUGACUUCAUUGAAGUCGAGCUAGACCGCCAGGAGCUUACCUACCGUUCCCUUCUGAGGGUCUGUUGCCGCGAGUUGGAUAUCAGCGCUGAGCACGUGGAGAAGAUCCGCAAGCUGCCGAACACCAUGUUGAGAAAGGACAAGGACGUAGCUCGGCUGCAGGACUUUCAGGAGCUUGAGGUUGUAUUAGAGAAAGCAGAGGGCUUGUCCCUGUUCUCUGGGACUGGGGCCCUAACAGACAGACCCUGCUACAACAUGAAGGCCUCCCGCCUCACCUACUAGAGCUACGACGGAACCAGAGGUCUCCAAGAAUUUGAUGGGCUUCAGUAGCUACCCUCAAGCAACCAUAACUAGUUGCCCGCCCAGGUCCCCAAUUACAGCUUUGUCCGGCUUUGGUGUUUCGCCAAUUUCCUAACUGGGAUUUGGUUUUUUUCAAGUUGUGUAGCUAUUGUCCUCCUCCUGUCCUGCUCGGGCCCUCCUGCCGCUUUAGUGUACCCAACCAGUUGUAAGCGAUUACCGAUGCAUGGUGGCCUCGAUUAUGUGUGAAAGUAUUUGGGCCCCUUUCUCCUCUCUUUAUCUCUUUCUCUCCUCCCACUGCACUUUGUACCAAGGCUGCAAUUGGACAAAAGAGGGAGACAUUGGCUUGUCUCCCUUAUGGACUGGACUUCAUGGGAUCCUGUGAUAGCCUUAUCUGGACACAUCCCUAUCCUGGCUAGGGACUAUGGCCACAAAGGAAAAGACCUAGUCUGAUAAGACAAAGAGCGGAGGACAAAAGGAAGGAUUCACAUAACUCUUACCGAUAAGUUUGUCAUCAGUCCACGGAAUAAGUUGGAUUUGCACACAACAACUUGAAUUUCUAGGAAAUUGACCUGUAGAGUGCUAUCAGAUGUUCUAGCUGGCAUACCCACUUCCAUACAUGCUGUAGGCAGAAACCUUAGUGUCUUUCCUGCAGAGGGCAACCAUUACUGUCCUAAUUCUUGAGGGGGUGGUAAUCUUAGGUGAGACAAAAGCAUCUUUGAACUAAUAGUGCUCCUAUUUGAUGACUACACAUACAUAAUGCUUUAAUCUAUAUCCACACAAGGAUGGACUGGUUUCCCUUCAUAUUCAAAUCAUUCAGUCAUACACUGUGGAAAAAGAAGUCACUAGUUUUAUUUGAAUUGUUCUCUUUUGUGUCUUUUCAUGUCAGACAAAAAAAGUAUAUCUUAGAGAUAAAUGUGCAGCAACUCAUUUUUAUUUUUUACAAUGCAUUAGCACUUCUGCUUUGCAGGGCAAACAAUUAGGUUCAGUUAGCAUAACACUAAAACGGUCAACUGUGAAGUAUUUAUUUUAAAAGUUUUGGGUUGUAUUGAUUCUUACUAAUGACGAGAGAUCAUGCGCUUAAGAGUAGCGAGACUUGAGUCCAUGCCAAGGUUGUGUAUAAGGCUGGCCAUUUGAUUUCUACUUUCUUUUAAUUAAAUUUUUUAAAAGAUUUUUUUUGGACAUUUUAGGCCUUUAUUUUCUAUAAGAUAGAUGAAGACAUGAAAGGGGAGAGAGAAGGGGGAAUUGCACGCGAUAAAGGGCUGCAGUUUGGAGUCGAAUCAGCGGCCGCUGCGUUGAGGCGUAAACCUCUCUGUAUGUGCGCCUGCUCUACCAGCUGAGCUAACCCGGCCCCUGAUUUCUACUUUCAUUUCAGCUGCUGUCCUUUUGUUUAACUGUGAUUAGAAUAAAAACCAAAAACUAAUCUAGCCAGCAAAUAUAAUAAAUGCAGAACAAACUAUCACUGCUUCCAAAAAGAAUGCAGGUUUUGUUAAGUGAAAAAAAUAGAAAUGGGAUAUAGCAAAGGGCAUGGUGAUCUGGGGUGUUAUGAAUGAGUGCUUCCUUGUUCCUCCAGCACUACUCAGAAUUCUUAUUGCUGACACAGUUCUCUUUGUUGCCCAGUGUCAUCUCAGUUUCAACCGGGGCUAUCUACUAUAUGUGGUGACUAGAUUUCUUUGAAAUAUUAUUAUAUAUGGCUUCAGUUUGGUUGUUAAAGCCAGUCUAGUGCUAAUUUUACAUUUUUAAUUAAAGAAAAUGUUGAUGUUAAUGGUUUCUAUUCCGUCGCUCAGCGACUGUCUGACUUAUAUAUUGAGACUGACAUGACGCCUACACGUAAGACAUUCUUAUACUGUGCAUUAAGAAUUUAACAGGUCAAACGGCACCGCCAUGUUGUGUCGGACGGUAACAUUUAAGCUGCCUUUAUCGACUCUUUAUAUUCCUUUUAAUUCUCUAUGCUGAGGCUCCAUUUUAUUUGAAGCAGUGCAGUAGGCGGCAGCUACACUCGUCCUACAAUCAAAACGUUUCUUACCCGGUGGUAACUGUUUACUGUUGAAAUGUAUACCUAAAGCUCUUACUGUAUUUGUAUGUUUUAUGAUAUAUUUUUUAUUAAUUUGUAUAAUUGUUUUUAACCAGUUAGGCCUGUUGUGUUUGUUUCAACAAAAAAGUCUUCUAUUGUGCAAGAAAGAGUUUAACAACGGGAUGCUGUUGUUGAAGCCAAGUGCAUUGUGGGAGGAAAAGAUUGUUACCAGGAAGUUUGCUGUGAGAAGAAAGGACUACCAAGAGUGCUUAUUUUCUGUUUCCUUUUAUGUUAAGUGCUUGAUUAAGUGAAGUUGUGCCACACGUUUAAGGCAGGAGCUUGGUUGAGAAAGUGGGACAAACAACGAAGGUAUGGACAAACGGCCGUUUGGUGCUCUGACAGAGUGACAGCAGCGUUUGAUAAAUAGGUUUUUAUAGGAUCUUCUUUGAUUCUGUGGAAAGGAGUUCACUGACAUUGUAAUUGUUGGGGUUGCUUAUUGUUCUAGAAAAAGCAGAAUACAGUUUGACUUAACCUAUGCAUUCAGAGUCUGAUAUUUUUAUAUACAGCACGUCCUGUGUACUUGUAAUACUGAUAUAGGCGCUGUUAAGAAGUUGUGUUCUUUUGUUCUGGAGACCUGUAUCUGUUCUUUGAUAAAAGCAUGGUGAAUUACCUCCUCCUUAUUCUCUCAAAUUAACCUUGUGUCUAC